Molecule: messenger RNA, 2128 nt
Organism: Antrostomus carolinensis (chuck-will's-widow)
Lineage: Eukaryota; Metazoa; Chordata; Aves; Caprimulgiformes; Caprimulgidae
Gene: CYP19A1
Product: cytochrome P450 family 19 subfamily A member 1
Exons: 10
Coding region: 117-1628 (503 amino acids)
Biological process (GO): response to estradiol; female gonad development
Cellular component (GO): endoplasmic reticulum
Molecular function (GO): aromatase activity; iron ion binding; heme binding
Source: RefSeq, a predicted model, not a curated record
AGAAAACCUAUUUAGAUCUUUAAAAGGAGCACAUCAGUAACAAAGAUAGCACUCUUCACUGGUAAAAAAUAAAGAAAAAACAAGAGGACACAGCAAAGCCGAAUCUCUUGGACAAGAUGGUACUGGAAACUCUGAAUCCAAUGCACUACAUCACCAGCCUAGUACCAGAUACGAUGCCAGUGGCCACAGUGCCCCUACUCAUUCUCAUGUGCUUUCUCUUUCUAAUAUGGAAUCAUGAAGAAACUUCAUCAAUACCAGGGCCAGGAUACUGUAUGGGAAUCGGUCCCCUCAUUUCACAUUGGAGAUUUCUCUGGAUGGGAGUAGGUAAAGCCUGCAACUACUACAAUAAGACAUAUGGAGAAUUUGUGAGAGUUUGGAUCAGCGGUGAAGAAACAUUUAUAAUUAGCAAAUCCUCAAGUGUGUUCCACGUAAUGAAACAUUGGCAUUAUGUUUCUCGAUUUGGGAGCAAGCUUGGAUUACAGUGCAUUGGCAUGUAUGAAAAUGGCAUCAUAUUUAAUAACAACCCAGCACACUGGAAAGAAAUUCGACCCUUUUUCACCAAAGCUCUGUCUGGUCCUGGUCUUGUGCGUAUGAUAGCAAUUUGUGUUGAAUCAACAAUUGAUCACCUGGACAAACUAGAGGAAGUAACCACUGAAGUAGGAAACAUUAAUGUGUUGAAUCUUAUGAGACGGAUCAUGCUUGACACAUCUAACAAGCUUUUUCUUGGGAUCCCGUUGGAUGAACAUGCCAUUGUGCUUAAGAUUCAGAACUACUUUGAUGCUUGGCAAGCACUUUUAUUAAAGCCCGACAUCUUUUUCAAGAUUUCUUGGCUGUGCAAGAAAUAUGAAGAGGCAGUCAAGGAUCUGAAAGGAGCAAUGGAAAUCUUAAUAGAACAGAAACGACAAAAGCUUUCCACUGUUGAAAAGUUGGAUGAACAUAUGGAUUUUGCAUCCCAGCUGAUUUUCGCACAGAACAGAGGGGAUCUGACUGCCGAGAAUGUGAACCAGUGUGUGCUGGAGAUGAUGAUUGCUGCUCCUGAUACUCUAUCUGUGACUCUCUUCUUUAUGCUAAUACUGAUUGCAGAGCACCCCACAGUGGAAGAGGAGAUGAUGAGAGAAAUUGAAACUGUUAUGGGUGACAGAGACAUACAGAGUGAUGACAUGCCAAAUUUAAAAAUCGUGGAAAAUUUUAUUUAUGAGAGCAUGAGAUACCAGCCAGUUGUGGACUUAAUCAUGCGAAAAGCUUUACAAGAUGAUGUAAUUGAUGGCUAUCCUGUGAAAAAGGGGACAAACAUUAUUCUCAAUAUUGGACGUAUGCAUAAGCUUGAAUUCUUCCCAAAGCCGAAUGAGUUUUCUCUUGAAAAUUUUGAGAAAAAUGUUCCUUCACGUUAUUUCCAACCAUUUGGAUUCGGCCCUCGGGGCUGUGUAGGAAAGUUUAUUGCCAUGGUAAUGAUGAAAGCAAUUCUGGUGACUCUUCUGAGACGGUGCAGAGUGCAGACAAUGAAAGGAAGAGGCCUUAACAACAUUCAGAAAAACAAUGACUUAUCCAUGCACCCAAUAGAAAGGCAGCCUCUGCUGGAGAUGGUCUUCACGCCAAGAAGAAACACAAACAAGAGUCAGGGUGACUAAAUGGAUCAGCAUCAGCAUUAAAGUUACAGAGCUUUCUCAGCCACUGCCACUAAGAAAUACCCAUUAUUCCUAGGUAAAGAUACAGAGUAAAACAUUUUCUUGCCCCUAAAUCACUACAGCUUCAUAUCAUGACUUAUUCUGCCUGCACAGCAGAACCAGGUUCUGGCCACAACUUCAAUGUAAUUAAGACUGAAAUUACAAUUUUUCUGAUUAGUGAUGUCAUGCUAUAUGCAGGAUACUUGGCUACUUUUUAAAACCAUCAAGCUCAGAUGAAGUUAUGAUUGCUUUUCAAACAGUGCAAGUUCAGAGGUUUGGGGGUCAACAAAAGAACAUGUCCAAUAUGUUUAAUUCCAGAACUAUGUGUGUCCCCGUUCCCUCCAACUCCCUAAAGUUGGACCUAGCAGUAUUCGACUACUGCAAAAGAUCUAAUUAUCAGAUGUUUGAAAACAUCUAAAUUAAUAAUAUUGAAGUUGAUUUUAAGAUUAUGAAAAAAUUCAAAA